CAAUUCAAGAUGGCUGCCGAACAAGACGACAAGAAAKCGAAUUUUCUUCAAUUCGUUCCUCUUUCCAGCGCUGUUGAUGCAGUUUUCUGGCAUAAACUUAAGGAUAAUAAGCUAAAUGUUUACCAGCUUGAUGAUAAGCCUAGRUUCUUGCAAGGAUACUACGUGAAUAGUGAUUUGCCAGGAUUGCCAUGCCGUUUGAAUAUUGACUACAAUGCUUUUGAACUGGGAYGUAUACCUCAAAGAUCUUUUGGAGCACAUGGAGAACUGUUGAAUACCAACACAAUGGAAGAUUUCCGUACAUUAGACAAAAAAGCCAUUAUCGAUGCCUUGGGCAAGAAGAUAUGGGAAGCCAUCAGAUCUAAAGCUGUUCUAGAAGAUCCUUCACUUCUUUGCCAGUUUUAUCUACUAACAUUUGCAAACUUGAAGAAAUACAUAUUCUAUUAUUGGUUUGCAUUCCCUGCUCUGUGUCCAGACAGCAAAUCUGAAGUAAUUGGUGAACCACUGGAACUAGACCAAGCUUUUAAUGACCUACAGGCUGCUAAUUUACAGAAAUCAUAUGAAACGAUGCAUUCUGAAGGAAAAG
This is a messenger RNA of Actinia tenebrosa (Australian red waratah sea anemone), 583 nucleotides long. RefSeq names its product ubiquitin-like modifier-activating enzyme ATG7. Gene Ontology annotation, molecular function: Atg12 activating enzyme activity; Atg8 activating enzyme activity. NCBI's taxonomy places the organism in Eukaryota, Metazoa, Cnidaria, Anthozoa, Actiniaria, Actiniidae. Gene Ontology annotation, biological process: cellular response to nitrogen starvation; piecemeal microautophagy of the nucleus; protein modification by small protein conjugation. Gene Ontology annotation, cellular component: phagophore assembly site; cytoplasm. The record is from RefSeq and is a predicted model, not a curated record.